Molecule: messenger RNA, 4156 nt
Organism: Cyprinus carpio (common carp)
Lineage: Eukaryota; Metazoa; Chordata; Actinopteri; Cypriniformes; Cyprinidae
Molecular function (GO): GTP binding; protein binding
Source: RefSeq, a predicted model, not a curated record
GAUCAAGGUCUGAAACUUAGACUGAAAAGGACAGAAAAGUACAUACAAAGAGGUGUUUAUACAGGUGGGAAAAAAUCCAUCCAAGUUCAGAAAGAUGUCGAACUCGGAGACCAUUGAACUGGCUUGUCUUGGCCGCCCUUUUCAAUUAGGAAUGCUUUAUGACUGCCGAAGAGAUUGCCUCAUUCCAGGAAUAACCCUUUGGGAUGCUGAGAUGCUGCAGAAGAAUAUUAAUGUACGACCACAGCCAAACACUGACUUUAAAAUUAUUGCCACAGAUUCAAGUGAAGACAAAGUCAAUGCCCUUAAUGUCUCUGCAUCUCUUGAAGCCAGCUUUCUGAGUGGAAUGGUCAGUGUAAAAGGAUCAGCAGACUAUUUAAAUGACAAGAAAUCAUCUAAACAUCAGUCUCGAGUCACCUUACAUUAUCAUACAACCUCACGCUUUGAGCAGUUAACUAUGGAGCAUCUUGGGGCAGGGAACGUAAAGCACUGCAAUAUAUUUCAGGAGGGCUCAGCCACACAUGUUGUUACGGCUCUACUGUAUGGAGCUCAAGCAUUCUUUAUUUUUGAUCGCGAGGUUUCGUCCAAUGAAAACCAUCAAAAUAUACAAGGUGAACUCCAAGCAUCAAUCAAAAAGAUACCUUUCAUAUCAGUAGAGGGCCAGGCAUCUUUGAAAAUGAAAGAAAUGGAACAAGAGAAAAUUGACAAGUUCAGCUGCACUUUUCAUGGAGAUUUUGCUCUGGAAAACAAUCCGGUCUCCUAUAUGGAUGCCAUCAAGGUGUACUCAGAGCUACCAAAACUGUUGGGAGAAAAUGGAGAAAAUGCUGUGCCCAUGACCGUGUGGCUUUACCCUCUAAAAAAACUAGAUUCAGCAGCCGCUCAGUUAGUCAGGGAGAUCAGUGUUAGCCUAAUACGACGAGUCCAACGAAUCAUGGAUGAAAUGCAUAACUGUGACAUUCAAUGUCAAGAUCUGAUGAGGGACAGUAUUGCCAUUCAAUUCCCUGAAAUCGCAGCUAAGAUCAGAAAAUGUAAAGACUUCUGUUCAGAUUAUAAAAUUGUUUUUCAGAAACAUCUCUGCAGGGUUCUUCCAUCCAUAAGGGGUGGAGGUAAAGAAGAACAGGAGCUUGCUGAUGCCCUGAAUGACAAAGAAAGAUCCCCAUUUCAGGGUGCUCUGGUAACCAAGUAUCUAAAUGAGCGAGAGCGAGAGAUGAAUGUUGUUAGAUCGUACCUUGACAUCAUGAAAGAUGUUACUGUUCUUUCAUCCAGCAACGAAUUGGACAAAGUUGUCUUGAAGGCAUCCAAUAACUAUGUGAUAGCUUUUGCACUCACCUCCUUAAAUGAAAAGGAACUGUACCUUUCAGACUUGGAGAAUUACCUGAAGGCACAAUCUAGUAACAAUGGAGAGCAAAUAAGUUAUGAUCAAAACUCCUCAAAGAAGACAGGGAACUGGUUUUCAUCAGGAGAUGCAACUACACUGACCAGGGAAACCAUACAGGCCUUCCUAGAUUUCAAAGAAGCCAAUAAAGGAAGGACAAACAUUGAAUUUUGCAUUGCAUCAAUCCCAGAUGAACUCAGCACUGCCUCUUCAAUUCAUGUUUAUGAAAGGGGGAGACUCAUCAGCUCACAGUAUGAGCUUCCCUCAAAACCACCAAUGCCGGUUUUCUUGAGUGUUGAGCAUGACUGCAUACAUCUGCAAAUCAAACCUCCUGACCGCGGGGUUAGCUGUGUGGACUCAUACUGUAUUUUAUAUCAGUCUGCACAGAGCUCUGAAUGGACAGAGAUGUAUACUGAUGGGGUUUCAGAUCAGGUCACCGUCAAGCAGUUAAAACCACAGAAAGAGUAUUGUUUUACCUGCAAAGCUGUGUGCCGUCCAGGAGUAAGUCUGACAAGUGACACAACAUCCUUCUUCAGGACUCGUCCAUGUGCUCCUCCCGGAGCACCUACAUUGAAACAGGUAGAAUCUGAGACGGCAACUGUAGUCUGGGAUGUUCCUACAUCUGUGGGUGAGGAUGUUCUGGUCACCGGAUACGUGUUGGAGUUCAGAGAAUGCGCAAAGGAUCAGGAAAAUGAAAAACCUUGGAAGUCUGUGAAAUCUACAAACAGGGAGUGCACUCUUCAGGGACUGAAACAAGACACAGCUUACACAGUCAGAGUUUUUGCAAACUGUGGUAAUGAUGGAGUGAGUCUCCCCAGUCCUGAAACUGUGUUUUCGGCCAGUUUUAAGGGUAAAGAAACAAAUAAGGAUGGGAGUGGGUUGUUCUUGAAUCAGUCUUCACGAAUAAAAAAGGGCAAUCCAUCAAUCUAUUCACUGACACUACACCAAAAAAUGGCAGAGAAUGUAAGUUUUAAUCAGUAUGUUUUCGGAAGAAAAGUGGAGGAUGUGAAAAACAAAGUAAUUCUUCUUUUGGGAUCAACAGGUGCAGGAAAAACCACGCUCAUUAAUGUGAUGGCCAAUUACAUACUAGGUGUAAAAUGUCAGGAUACAUAUCGCUUCAAACUAAUCAAUGAAGUGACCAAUCGCACACAGGCCGAGAGUCAGACAUCUAUUGUCUCAUCUUUUGAGCUGUACAAUCAGCCUGGCUUUGAAAUUCCCUACUCCCUCACAAUUGUAGACACACCAGGAUUUGGUGAUACAAGAGGAAUCGCGCACGAUAAACUGAUUACAGAGCAGAUUAAAAGCUUUCUCUGUAGCCCUUUGGGAAUCGAUCACAUUGAUGCCGUCUGCUUCGUUGUCCAGGCCUCUCUUGCCCGCCUUAGUGCCAACCAGAGGUACAUCUUUGACUCAGUCUUGUCCAUUUUUGGCAAAGACAUUGCAGAGAACAUCAUAGUUUUAGUGACAUUUGCAGAUGGUAAAGACAUCCCAGUUCUAGAAGCCAUCAAAGCAGCAGAUCUGCCCUGUCAAAAGAACAAAAAGGGACAACCCACCCAUUUCAAGUUCAACAAUUCAGCUGUGUACGCUGACAAAAAAAUAGCAGAGCCUACAACCUCUGACAAUGAUUCAGAUGAUGAUGAUGAUGAUGGAGGAGAUAAACUGAUAGAGCUUGUCUGGGACAAAACCUUUAAACAGAUGAAGGCUUUUUUCAAGACACUUGGGGACAUUGAAAGUAAAGAUCUGACAAUGACUAUAAAGGUCUUGGAGGAACGAGAGCGUCUUGAGAAAGCCAUGGCAAGUCUGACCCCUCAAAUAACCGCUGGUCUCUCUAAAAUGAGUGAAAUCAAAAAAUUCAAGCAAUGUUUGGAAAGUGAGAGUGACAACAUGGCACAAAAUGAGAAUUUUGAACAAGAGGUAGAGGUGAUGAAAGCAAACAGAACCCCUGUGAACUGUUUUACCAUGAAUUGCAACACUUGCUUCUUCACAUGUCACUCCAACUGCUUCCUCCCUGCAGAAGAUGCUGUGAAAACUUGUGCUGUGAUGGAGAAUGACCACUGCAUUAUCUGCCCUGAAAACUGCCAUUACUCUGCUCAUUCAAGGGAAAAUUUCAUGUGGACAUAUGAAACAAAAAUAGAGAAAAAAACCGUUAAAGAGCUAAAAGACAACUUCAUGGCUGCUAAAGGAAGGUUCAUGGACUCAAAGCAAAUGCUUGAUGCACUUGAAAACGAACUCCAUGGAAUUGAGGACAGACUAAUGAAGCUGAUUAAACUGUCCUCUGAUUGCUUAAGAAGACUAGAUGAAAUUGCACUGAAGUCAAAAUCUCUCUCCACAGCCGAAUAUCUUGAAAUCCUGAUUAAAACCGAGAAGGAGGAGAAAAGUCCUGGCUUUGAGGACCGCAUUGUUGGACUCGAGAAGAUGAAACAAGAAACACUUAUCCUGGAAAAGAUUGCUAAAGGAGAAAGUUUGCUCGAAAGGGAACACAAGAUCAUGGUGGAGAGAGAGAAGCGAAUGAAGACAGUUGCCCAGAAAAUUCUGAAAAUCAAGAAAGCUAUUAGUGCCUUAUAGCCACAGAGCAAUCAGGAAACAUACGAUCAAAGUAUGCAAGUGCCUGACUCGAUGGCCAGGAGAUGUCCUAAACCAAAUCAAAGCUGAUUAUUAUAAGAGAAUUAGGAAAAAAUGUUAAUUUGCUAAACAUGGUGUUGCUGAACAAACAUGAAUGCUUCAUUUGCAUGUGGAUCAAACUUUAUCAAUAAAAGAGAACAUCAAUAAAACUGAAUUUAUCAGUAA